Messenger RNA from Trichoderma harzianum CBS 226.95, 2098 nucleotides. RefSeq lists its product as hypothetical. NCBI's taxonomy places the organism in Eukaryota, Fungi, Ascomycota, Sordariomycetes, Hypocreales, Hypocreaceae. The transcript is spliced from 2 exons. Bases 160 to 2064 code for a protein of 634 amino acids. The record is from RefSeq and is a predicted model, not a curated record.
UCGCCUUAAGCCGGCCGAGGUUCACGGAACACUCAAUCAUCGCCCAUGCUGCAAAGACAACUCCAUGCGAGCCGUUUCAUAAGAGGGAACCUGUCGCUGAGGAUCCUCGGCGCUUCAUCAUCUCGAUAUUUCAUCCGGCACAGCGGAAGCACGCGAACCAUGGCCUCUUCAGGAAAGCCGUUUGAGGGCGUUUCGCUGGACGAUUUGCCCAAAUCAUGGAACUUUACGGCCUCACUGCCUCCGGAUCAAGCCUUUCCAAAUCCGGCAGACUCGCAUAAGACUCCUAGAGACAAAAUCUUACCCCGACAAGUGCGCGAUGCUCUCUUUACUUGGGUACGACCAGUCCAACAGGAAGACCCCGAACUGUUAGCUGUAAGCCCAGCUGCACUGCGGGACAUUGGAAUCAAAGAGGGCGAGGAGAAAACCGAAGACUUUCGACAGCUAGUAGCUGGCAACAAGCUGUAUGGCUGGGACGAGACAAAGCUGGAAGGCGGAUACCCUUGGGCGCAAUGCUACGGCGGCUUUCAGUUUGGCCAGUGGGCAGGUCAGCUCGGAGAUGGAAGGGCCAUUUCGCUGUUUGAGGCAACGAAUCCGGCGUCUAAUGUGCGUUAUGAGCUGCAGCUCAAGGGGGCCGGCCUAACUCCAUACUCUCGAUUUGCAGACGGAAAAGCCGUGCUUCGAUCCAGUCUCCGAGAAUUUGUUGUUUCCGAAGCACUCAACGCACUCAAGAUACCCACAACAAGAGCACUGUCUCUUACCUUGCUUCCUCAUUCCAAAGUCAUGCGAGAGACGACCGAGCCUGGAGCUAUAGUGCUCCGAUUCGCCCAAUCAUGGCUGCGGCUGGGCACUUUUGACAUAAUGCGGGCAAGAGGAGAUCGCGACCUCAUAAGGAAGCUUGCAACAUAUAUUGCAGAAGAUGUCUUUGGCGGAUGGGAAACGCUCCCUGGACGACUAGAGUCACCCGAGGACCCUAAGAAGUCACCACCUCCUAAGCGCGGGAUACCGGCAUCUGAAGUUCAAGGACCCAGCAAUGCAGCCGAAAAUAGAUUCCAACGGCUGUAUCGAGAAAUUGUGAGGCGCAAUGCCGUGACUGUUGCCCACUGGCAAGCAUAUGGAUUCAUGAACGGUGUUUUGAACACUGAUAACACAUCAGUAUACGGCCUGUCGAUGGACUAUGGCCCAUUUGCUUUUAUGGACAACUUCGAUCCGUCAUAUACUCCAAACCAUGAUGACCACAUGCUGCGGUAUAACUACAAGAAUCAACCCACUAUUAUAUGGUGGAACCUCGUGAGGCUCGGCGAAGCUCUUGGUGAGCUUGUGGGCAUUGGAGCUCAAGUCGAUGACGAGACCUUUGUCAACAAAGGCAUCAGAGAAGAACAAGAGAAAGAAUUAGUUGAGAGGGCAGAGAAUCUCAUCACCCAAGCCGGAGAGGAAUACAAGACUGUCUUCCUGAACGAGUACAAGAGACUAAUGACAGCGAGGAUUGGCCUGCGCAACUUCAAAGAGACGGAUUUCGACGAGCUCUUCAGCGAAGGGCUUGAUACUAUGGAAGCUUUGGAGUUGGAUUUCAACCACUUCUUCCGUCGCUUGGGCACCAUUAAAUUGGCGGAUAUCGCAGACCCGGCGGGUAGAAAAGAAAAGGCUGCCAUCUUCUUUCACAAAGAAGGGCCGCCCCAGGCAGUGAGCGCAGACGAUGCAAAAGACAGAAUUGCCAAAUGGCUUGACAAGUGGCGGGCGCGUGUCUUGGAAGACUGGGGAAGUGAAUCUUCUGAUUCCCUUUCUGAAGAUCAGGAUGCGGAAAGAAGACAGGCCAUGAAGCAGGUGAACCCAAACUUCGUCCCUAGAGGCUGGAUCUUGGACGAGGUGAUACGGCGUGUCGAGAAAGAGGGCGAGAGACAAGUCUUGGAUCACAUCACGCACAUGGCUCUACACCCGUUUGAAGACUCGUGGGACGGGAUUGCAAUUGACGGUGUUGAGUACAAGGGCGACCCAGAGGAGGAACAGAGAUGGGUUGGCGAUGUGCCCAGGUUUGAGCGAGCGAUGCAAUGUAGCUGCAGUUCAUAGAUAGCAAGCUAAAUACAGCCCAAUUGCGCUCCCA